UUAAGGAUAAAUACAAUUAUACUCGACGGACUUAAAAUCGAGUCUAUUUUAUAUGAAAUAAGGAAAAAUGAUAAUAAUUUGACAAACAAUUUAGUGUAACAAUAAAGUGAAUUGUAUCCUGCAAUUGAGUCAACAUUUGACCAAAAACACGUUAUUGUAAAAGAGAGAAAAUCGAAUACGUACAUACCAUACCUAUACAUAUUAAAAUGAAUAACUACACAAGGAAAUAUUGGCUUUUUUCCCUUUUCUUCCUUGCAUUUGCCAUUUCAUAUAUUGAUGGCUCCUUCAUAAUGCCGGAGAAUGACCCUCCCACAACGGCACCCAAGUUCUUAUCCAGGGGUCAUCUGUACAAGGUCAUUGUCGGGGAGACCAUCGAGUUACCCUGCAAGGUGCAAAACCUUGGAUCAUUUGUGCUCUUGUGGCGUAAGGGUUCAUCUGUGCUCACAGCUGGACAUUUGAAAAUAACCAGGGAUCAACGCUUCAAAAUCGUCGGAGACUAUAAUUUGCAGAUAAAUGGAGUCAAGACCCAGGACGCUGGGGACUACAUCUGCCAGCUUGGUGAUCAGGAAAACAGAGAUCAAGUGCAUACAGUCGAGAUUUUGGUCCCACCUACACUUCGGGCGCUUCCUCAUAAUGGCCAAGUGACAGCCCGAAAGGGAAGUACCGUCACCUUGGAAUGCAAGGCCUCUGGUAAUCCUGUCCCAACCAUAUUCUGGUUCAAGAAGGAUGUAUUUUCUGGACCCACUCACUUGUCGGAUAGCUCCACAUUAAUACUGGAGAAUGUGGAUAGGCAUCAUGCUGGAACAUAUCAAUGCUCAGCCGAUAACGGAGUCAAGGAUCGCGUCUCCAUGGACAUACAGCUAACCAUACUUUCUCCUCCAGAAAUUACUGUUGAAAAGUCUUGGGUCCAUGCGGCAGAGGGAUACGAUGUGGAACUCGUUUGCAUUGUCCAUGGAGAUGUCAACUCAGAGAUGCUUUGGUAUCAAAACUCGUUUCUUUUGGACCCAACUGAUCGCCGGUCCAUGUAUCCACGGGAUGACAGAUACAGUCUCAUCAUUAGGAAUUUCCAGCCAACCGAUUUUGGAAAUUAUAGCUGUGUGGCCGAUAAUGCUUUGGGCAGGACAAAGAAAUAUAUUGAAGUAUCUGGCCGACCCGGUCCAGCUGAUUUCAUUUCACCGGCUUUGAGUGGAUUCUUGGAUCAUUAUAAUUUAACAUGGACCAUUGAGUCUAUACCUCCAUUGGAUGAGAUUAAACUUCUUUACAGACGUCUGCUGAUGAAUGAAACUUAUCAGCAUCCUGGCAAAUGGCACGAAUAUCAUAUUAAGCCCACACCUAUUAGAACCGAUGGAUCGCACUUCCAAAUGUCCUAUCUCGUCAAAAACUUGGAACACAAUGCGGUUUAUGAGGCCAUUGUUCAGGCCAAAAACAAAUAUGGCUGGAAUGAAAUCAGCGAUAUUCAUCAGUUUUAUACCCGAAAUCAUGAUCUACUUCUCGAUAUCGACAUGGAAUACAAAAUGGGAAUUUCAAGCAAUAUUAGAAUAUCUCCAACUUUAUUUGGAACUCUAUUCAGUGCUUUUAUGUUGAUACUCUAUCCCAUCAUUAGUGUUUAAGAAAUAAAGUGUAGGUUUUAUUUGCAAAUAUAAUUUAAAUGGUGCCUUACUAAAACUUUAGCAAAUAAUUACAUUUACGUGUAUGUACAUUAAGAAAUCGUAUUUAAUAUAUUAAAAAUCUCAAUAGAAUACUUAUCUCAAUAGAAUAUUUAUGAAAACAAUUUAUGUACUUCCGCAAUGGUUUUAGAUACCUAGCAGAUCCAAUUAGAAAUUAUAUGUUUCAUCUUAAACUAUUUAUUUAUUUAUUUUGUGUAUAUUCAAAAAAGAUAAAAAUUUCUCGACAAUUUACUUUUUAGGAUCUAUCCAAUGUAUCUAUUAACUGCUAGAUGAAUAAUAGAUUUGUAAAAUAGUUUUUUUCGUUACAAUUUUUAUUUUUUU
Molecule: messenger RNA, 1988 nt
Organism: Drosophila bipectinata
Lineage: Eukaryota; Metazoa; Arthropoda; Insecta; Diptera; Drosophilidae
Product: limbic system-associated membrane protein
Biological process (GO): synapse organization; homophilic cell-cell adhesion
Cellular component (GO): axon; plasma membrane; neuronal cell body
Molecular function (GO): protein binding; axon guidance receptor activity
Source: RefSeq, a predicted model, not a curated record